AUCUAAACAACCAUCAUAAUACAAAUGAGGAGAUAACUAUGGAUACAUUCCGAGUCACAACUCUUACAAAACAAAACUGAAACAAAAUAAAAAAACACACCCGCGAGAUUUGGAUCAGUCUGGUACAACUUUAAACAACGUUUUGCAGAUUCAACAAUUCAGUACAAUCCCACAUGUAAUUAGAAAACUCUUGUCCCCCUCACCCCCCCUUCUUUUUCGUUUUUCCCUUUUAGGGGUUUUUAACAAACGCAUACAGAGCAGGAGAUUCUAUACAGCAAAAGCUUGCAAAUUAUGCAGGUUGACAGAAGAUAUCAAUGCAAAGAAGUGCUACUCUUAGCUUAUCAGAGUUUUGGUGUACUCUUUGGUGACCUGAGCAUUUCACCCCUUUAUGUCUAUAAAAGUACAUUCUCCGGGAAGUUGAGUAAUUACCAAACUGAAGAUGUUAUAUUUGGGGCGUUCUCCUUGAUAUUUUGGACUUUCACACUUCUGUCCUUGUUCAAACAUGUCAUUAUUUUGUUAAAUACAGAUGAUAAUGGUGAAGGAGGAAUUUUUGCUUUAUACUCUCUCCUUUGUAGGCAUGCAAAAUUUUCUUUACUUCCCAAUCAUCAAGCGGCAGAUGAAGAGCUUUCUACAUAUCACGGUCCGCGUUACUCAAGCAGAAAUCUGCAGUCAUCAUCAGUCAAAAAGGUUGCUGAAAGGCAUAAAAAGUUGAAAACUGCUUUGCUGCUUCUAGUUUUGUUUGGUACUUCCCUGGUUGUUUGUGUGGGCUUCCUGACACCGGCAAUGUCCAUUCGUUCAUCAAUUGAAGGGCUGAAAGUUCGAUCAAACAAUCUGCAUUAUGGUGUGGUGGUUGUCAUAGCCUGUAUUCUGUUGGUUGGCCUGUUUGUUUUGCAGCACCGUGGCACCUACAGGGUGGCCUUCAUGUUUGCCCCUAUAGUGAUUUUUUGGUCAGUGUGCAUUGCAGCUAUUGGUCUCUACAAUAUCAUUAAGUGGAAUCCAAGAAUUUAUGAGGCCCUUUCUCCGUAUUAUAUUUACAAAUUCUUUAGAGACACUGGACGUGAUGGUUGGAUUUCACUUGGAGGAGUGCUUUUGUGUAUCACUGGAACUGAAGCUUUGUUUGCAGACCUUGGCCAAUACACAGCUGCAUCGAUAAGGCUAUCCUUUUGUGGCAUAAUUUACCCAUGCCUAGUGCUCCAAUACAUGGGGCAGGCUGCUUUUCUUUCAAAGAAUUUUGCUGCAGUAUCCACAAGCUUUUACGCUUCCAUUCCAGAUUCCUUGUUUUGGCCAGUUCUUUUGCUCGCAACUUUAGCUGCAAUGGUUGCUAGCCAGUCCGUAAUCUCUGCGACGUUCUCUAUUGUCAAACAAUGCUAUGCCAUAGGAUGUUUCCCUCGUGUCAAAAUUGUACAUAAAUCCAAAUGGUUCCGUGGUCAGAUAUACAUUCCAGAGAUCAAUUGGGUCCUUCUGAUUCUCAGCCUGGCUGUCAUGAUUGGUUUUAGAGACAUAAAUCAUUUGGGGAAUGCUUAUGGACUUGCCUGCAUGUCUGCAACAUUUGUGACAACGUGGUUGACAGCUUUGGUCAUUAAUUUUGUCUGGCAUCAGAGUCUUCUGCUUGCCCUUCUAUUUGUCAUCUUCUUUGGGUUAGUUGAGAUCAUCUUCCUAUCAUCAUCUUGUGUAAAAAUCCCUAAAGGUGGAUGGGUUCCUCUCAUGCUCUCUGUUAUCUUCAUGCUUAUUAUGUAUGUGUGGCAUUAUGGCGCUAGGAAGAAGUAUUUAUACGAUCUACAUAACAAAGUAUCCAUGAGAUGGAUCCUCACGCUGGGUCCUAGUCUUGGAAUUGUUAGAGUCCCAGGGAUAGGCCUUAUAUUCACUGAGUUGGUUAGUGGAGUUCCAGCCUCAUUUACCCAUUUUUUAACCAAUCUACCGGCAUUCUAUCAAGUGGUUGUCUUUGUUUGUGAGAAGACUGUUCCUGUACCAUAUGUCCCUCAGAAAGAACGGUAUCUCAUUGGCCGUAUCGGUCCCAAAUCUUUCCGAAUGUACCGCUGCAUUGCUCGAAAUGGUUACAAAGAUGUGCAAAAAAAUGAAGAUGAUUUUGAGAAUGAACUUGUCAUGAGCAUAGCAGAGUUUAUCCAACUAGAAGCUGAAGGUUGUGGAACUGUUGAUGGAUCUUUGGAUGGCCGACUGGCUGUUGUUAGGACAUCUGAAAAGUUUGGCAAAAGGUUGGAAAUGUCAGAACCCGAGAGCAAUGGAGAAGGUAGCAGUUCAACAUCCACUGCCUUGUUGAAUAGCAGCAAGUCACACACAUUGCAGUACCUGCAGUCCACAUAUGAGCUGGAAUCACCCCGGUUCAGCCUAAGGCGGCGUAUUCGAUUUAAGUUGCAAGACAUGAAAUAUAAGGAUCCAAAUGUCAAGGAAGAGCUCUUGGAGCUAGUGGAAGCAAAGCAUUCUGGGGUUGCAUAUGUAUUAGGUCACUCCCAUAUAAAGGCAAAAUGGAAUGCCCCAUUCUUGAAGAGAUUCGUAAUCCACGUUGCCUACUCUUUCUUACGGAAAAACUGCAGGGCUCCGGCCGUGGUCUUGAACAUCCCUCAUACUUGUUUGAUUGAGGUUGGUAUGAACUACUAUUUGUAGAACUUUUUGCUCAAUCUUUUUCCCUUUUUUGCUAUUGUUGAAGUCGAGUAGUUGUGGAUUCAAGUUGUUAAUGGUAGCUGAGAUACAUUUUUGAACAAUGGGUUAUGGAGUUGAUCCUUACUUUGGUGUUACCCAGAAGAGCUACAACCACCUGCAAGGUCUUCAUACUUGGAACAGUCUCCUGUUUUGUAUUUUCCUAACUAUCCUUCUAUCUUGUACAUAACAUUUUAAGUUUUGAUUGUAUCUACAAAUAUGGAAAUUCUUUUCUCCA
This is a messenger RNA of Theobroma umbraticum, 2893 nucleotides long. RefSeq names its product Potassium transporter family protein (gene TRH1). Gene Ontology annotation, molecular function: potassium ion transmembrane transporter activity. Lineage: Eukaryota; Viridiplantae; Streptophyta; Magnoliopsida; Malvales; Malvaceae. The record is from RefSeq and is a predicted model, not a curated record. Gene Ontology annotation, biological process: potassium ion transmembrane transport. Gene Ontology annotation, cellular component: membrane.